Nymphalis io (European peacock) is the source of this 354-nucleotide messenger RNA. RefSeq names its product protein insensitive-like. The coding region runs from base 1 to 354 and encodes 117 amino acids. NCBI's taxonomy places the organism in Eukaryota, Metazoa, Arthropoda, Insecta, Lepidoptera, Nymphalidae. Gene Ontology annotation, cellular component: nucleus. The record is from RefSeq and is a predicted model, not a curated record. Gene Ontology annotation, molecular function: transcription corepressor activity; DNA binding. Gene Ontology annotation, biological process: positive regulation of neuron differentiation; negative regulation of Notch signaling pathway. The transcript has 3 exons.
AUGGCAGAAAACGAUUCGACUUCCCACACUUCAGCGACGAGACAAUUGUUGCAAGCCGUCUUUCCUAGAAGAAUUCUAGCUACUCAUUCCUUAACUGGAAAGCAGUCACCAGCGUUUGCGAAUAAACCACCGAAAAAGCAAUUGGACCCCAAAUUAGUAGACGAUAUUGUCAACACCGUCGCUGAAAGGUGCAAUGUUUCUAAAAGGAUUGUUAGGAGCUCCAUUACGACGAAAUGUUCGGACGAAGCAAAGUUAUAUAGAAAUCGUCAACGGUACAGAAAAAAGCGCGAACAACAAAACCGAGAGAACGUCCCGCCAUCUUCUGCGACAUCGGACGAAUCCACCACUGUUUGA